CAGCUGCUCUUCCUUCCCAGGCUGCCCACCCUCCUCGCCCCCCUCCGGCUGCCGGCGGGGCGCCUCCCCCCCCCCUCCCCCCCACCGCGGCGGGUGACGUGCGCUCGAGGAGGGCGGGUGGGCAGCCGGGCAGGAGCCGGGCGAGGGUUCCCCGCGGGCCCGGUGGCGGGUGUCGGGCAGGCAUGGCGCCGGGACCGGGGCCCGGGCCGGAGCCCAUGCCGAGCUACGCACAGCUGCUGCAGCGGAGCUACCGGAGCCUGCUGGAGGCGGCGCGGGGCUGUGCAGACUGCGGCUGGGAGCGGAGCCGCCGGAGCUGGGCCCAGCACGCGCACCUGGCGGCCGCCGAGCUGCUGCUGCUGCUGCUGGCCGGCCUCGCCUGGACAGCGCUGCGCCGCGCCGCUGCCGCCGGCCUCUUUCGGCCGCUGGCCAGAUGGUGCCAACUGCAACCCAAGGAUGCUGCCAAGAUGCCCGAGAGUGCCUGGAAAUUCCUCUUCUACUCCACAGCCUGGGGCUACAGCGCCUACCUGCUCUUUGGCACCAACUACCCCUUCUUCCAUGACCCACCUUCUGUCUUUUAUGACUGGAAGCCAGGCAUGGAGGUACCCAGGGACAUUGCUGUGGCCUACCUGCUGCAGGGCAGCUUCUACGGGCAUUCCAUCUAUGCUACCCUCUACAUGGACGCCUGGCGCAAGGACUCAGUGGUGAUGCUCUUACACCAUGUUGUCACCCUUAUUCUAAUCGUCUUCUCCUAUGCCUUCAGGUACCACAAUGUGGGAAUCCUUGUCCUCUUCCUCCAUGACAUCAAUGACGUCCAGCUGGAAUUCACUAAACUCAACGUCUACUUUAAAUUUCGAGGUGGCGUCUAUCAUCGCCUCAAUGACUUCAUCUCUGACUUGGGUUGUAUCAGCUUCAGCCUUAGCUGGUUCUGGUUCCGCCUUUACUGGUUCCCUCUCAAAGUGCUGUACGCCACGUGUCACUGCAGCCUGCUCUCCGUCCCUGACAUCCCUUUCUACUUCUUCUUCAAUGCCCUGCUGCUCACCCUCCUGCUUAUGAAUAUCUACUGGUUUCUGUACAUAGUGGUGUUCGCGGCCAAGGUGCUGACGGGCCAGGUCCGAGAGGUGAGCGACGUGAGGGAGUACGACGAAGCCGGAGACGGCGCCCGGGCCCUGGCCUCUGGGAAAGAGGGCAGCUCCCCGCCGCCCCCCAAGCGCUGGAAAGAAGAGAAGCCUUUGAGGAACGGGCUGGUGAAAGACAAGCGCUUCUAGGGGGCUGCAGACCCCUGGGGCCGCUCUGGCCAGUGCCGUCUAGUGCCCCUCCCCCGCCCCUCCCCUCCCCACUGGCCAGCCCGCGCUCCCUGCCUGGGGAGGGGAGACUCCCCCUUAACCCCACCCCCGGGAAUUCACAAGGCCGCAUCCGCCCGCCGGGGCUGAGGGCAGGAAGGUCCCCCGGAGUGGGGCACUGGGAUGCGAGAGACGGCGACCCCCCCCCCCCCCUCGCCCCAUCCUUCUGGGCUCCGGAUGGGGAGGGGGAGGCGCUCUCACACCUCCCUGGCCAAUGGCGGGGUGAGACCCUCCCGCCGCCCCCCGCCCCGUGCCCUCGCGCCCCAGGGGUGCCCUGAACUAUAAGUGGGCCCGGAGCAGGCGCUUGGCCAGCGGCAGACUUCUCUAGGGUGGCUGGAGUCAAGGAAGAUGCGGUCCCUGCAGCAGCAGCAGCAGCAGCAGCUUCUCGCCCCCCUGCCCUGGCUCCUGCUCCUGCUCCUGCCCCAGUCCCUGCCCCCGCCCGCUUUGGCCCAGCCCCAGCCCAGCCCCCUCUCCCCCCAAGGCAGUGCCCUGCUCCAGGCCCUGGGGCUGCGGCCGCCCCCGGGACCCCCUCCCACCCGGCCCGUCCCCCCAGUCAUGUGGCGGCUUUUCCGAAGGGCCCCCCAGGCCGCAGAGAGCCACGGGGCCGGGGGCGAAGGGCCAGAGGUGCCCCAGGAGCCCGAGCCCCUGCCCUGCCACGUGAAGGAGCUGGGCGUCCCCGGGAACAUCGUCCGGCACGUCCUCGAUGGCGGUAAAUGGGGGAUCGGUGGGCAGCUCCGUAGGAGAGGAGGGAGGCUUCCCUUAGUCGGGGGGAGGGGUGCUCGAACUGGCCCGGCUCGCACAGCCUAAAUGCGCCCACGGUGGCUCCAGGUCCUGCUCCCGGCUUCUCCCGGCCCCGAGGGCGGGGCUCGGGGGGGAGGGGGAGGGGCUCCGCCCAGUGCGCCGCUCACCCGCCACUUUGGACCCUAGGAGCCGCUGCCCCACUGGAGCCAGCCCUGGGCUCCCUGUGCCUGGAGAAGCCUCUUUUCUUCAACCUCUCCUUCCUAGAGCCUAGGGAGCAGCUGACGCUGGUCCGCCUGGAACUGAACUUCGGCGCCCCCAGAGCCCUCGCCGCUGGCCAAGGCUGGGAGCUGAGUCUGUUCCAGGGCCACGGCUCGCAGCUGUGGGGGCGGCCCCUGCUGAGCCGGCCGGUGCCCGCGCUGCGUGAGCCGCUGCACUUCGAGCUGCUGGGCUUGGGCCCCUUGGGGAAUGCCAGCGUCCCCCAGAACCUGAGCUUGGUGCUGGAGCUCUCGCCUGCGGGCGGAGACAGCGGCUUGCCUCGAGGCUUGUGUGCCGAGCUGGGGCAGUCCCUGGAGGCCUCCCUGCUGGUGGUGACCCUGGAGCCCCAGCUCUGCCGGCCCCCCCUCAGGAAGCGCCGGGCCACCCACCUGGCCCCUCCGGAAGGCCUGGACCCUCCCUGCAAGGCUAGACAGCUCUACAUCAACUUCCGGGAUGUGGGCUGGCACAACUGGAUCAUCGCCCCGCGAGGCUUCAUGGCCAACUACUGCCAAGGGCACUGCUUCUUCCCCGCCGCCACCAAGAUGUCCAGCUUCAACCACGCCGUCAUGCAGUCCCUGAUGCACUCGGUGGCCCCGACCGCGACGCCCCCGCCGUGCUGCGUGCCCGUCAAACUCUCGCCCAUCUCCGUGCUCUUCUACGACAACAGCGACAACGUGGUGCUGCGGCACUACGAGGACAUGGUGGUGGACGAGUGCGGGUGCCGGUGAGCGGAGCCGGCCCUUCCUGCCUGCCUGUCCCCGCGUGUCCCCGCCCCGGAACCCUGACUAAUAAAACUGCUGGGUUGGUUCGGC
Messenger RNA from Monodelphis domestica (gray short-tailed opossum), 3148 nucleotides. It is a transcript of the gene CERS1, whose product is annotated as ceramide synthase 1. Gene Ontology annotation, cellular component: membrane. Gene Ontology annotation, biological process: ceramide biosynthetic process. Gene Ontology annotation, molecular function: sphingosine N-acyltransferase activity. The record is from RefSeq and is a predicted model, not a curated record. Lineage: Eukaryota; Metazoa; Chordata; Mammalia; Didelphimorphia; Didelphidae.